CACGCGAAUAGAGGAAAAUCAUUUCGUCAUUACGUUUCUAGUUAACUAUUUCAAAAGGGUAUAAUAUUUCCUAACAGAGAGUAGAUUGAACAGAGCGCUGGCGGUUAUGAAAGGCUGAUAACCAUCUAUUUAUAUAAACAGCCUUUCCCAUUGUGUUUUCUUCAUUCAACAAAUCAGUCGGAAACACAACUGCACGUGUUAUUCCAUAAAUCGGCCAUUUUUCUGAAAGAUAUCGAAGACUUGGGAGAAACGCUUCGUACAGACAAACAAUGGAAAACAUAGCGAUUGCUGGAUUGACCAUCGUCGUUUCAAUUUACGAUUUUAUAACACUGCCAUUCUACUUUAUUCUUCAGAAGCCAUGGAAGAAAUGGAGGGGACCUCGAAAAUGGGCGGAAUCGAAGAGUGGCAAUCCUUCGGGUCCUUACAGAAGAAUCCGCGAAGGGAGCAGAUAUAUGUUGAAGAUGAAAACUUUGGAUAAUUUAUUCAGGGAAAGCGUUCGUGUAUUCGGAAAUAGGAAUAUGUUCGGAACUAGGCAGAUACUAAACGAGAAAAAGGUGAAGAACGAGGACGGGAAAGUAAUAAAAAAGUUCAUUUUAGGAAAUUAUAACUGGAUGAAAUUGAAAGAGGCCGACGUAAUAGUGGAUGAUUUAGCUCGUGGUCUAAGAAGCAUUGGAUUGAAUCCUAAAGACAAGAUCAUCAUCCUGGCUGAAACGCGCUUGGAAUGGACUCUGAUGGCUUUUGCUUGCUUUCGCACUAACAUUACGGUGGCCACUUGUUACAAAAAUUUGGGACACGAAGGAAUAAUCUAUGGAAUUAAUCAAAUCGACUCACCUUAUCUGGUUACCACAGGAGAAUUUCUUCCCGAAAUCAAGAAAUUUCUGACGAAGAUUCCUUGCAUCCGGCACAUCAUUUAUUUCGAAGACUUCUUUCCAGCCGAAGUCGAAGGAUUUCCCGAAAAUGUGACUUUGACGUCUUUCUCUGAAUUAAAGUCCUUGGGUAAUAAUUCAGGCUCAAAUAUCCAAUUGGAAGCGCCUUCUCCCGACGACUUGGCUUUGAUCAUGUACACCAGCGGAUCCACUGCCGAACCCAAAGGAGUGUUGAUUACUCACAAGUGUAUACUGAAUUGUUCUCAAGGGGUAUACGACGUAUUUAAUCCCAUGUUGUGA
Molecule: messenger RNA, 1166 nt
Organism: Centruroides sculpturatus (bark scorpion)
Lineage: Eukaryota; Metazoa; Arthropoda; Arachnida; Scorpiones; Buthidae
Product: long-chain-fatty-acid--CoA ligase 4-like
Exons: 7
Coding region: 270-1166 (298 amino acids)
Biological process (GO): neuron differentiation; long-chain fatty acid metabolic process; long-chain fatty-acyl-CoA metabolic process
Cellular component (GO): endoplasmic reticulum; lipid droplet; plasma membrane
Molecular function (GO): long-chain fatty acid-CoA ligase activity
Source: RefSeq, a predicted model, not a curated record